AAUCCCAGCUCCAUCAAAUUCGAAAAAAGAAAAUGUCCGCCGCAAAGUCGAGAAGUUCUUGUUCGUUCCCGAAUCUCCUGCUCUCUUGCUUCAACUUCCUUCUCUUCAUCCUCUCCGCGGCAUCUUUCGCCCCGGUGAUCCUCCUCAGAACGCCCCCGACUUCGCUCGGCCUCGCCUUCCUCGUGAUUUCGUCCAUGUCGCUCGUCUCCUCUUUUGCCGGCUUCUUCUCCCAGCUCACCCGCUUCUGUUUCGUGACCCACGUCUCGAUCCUCCUCGCCUCGCUGUCCGGUCUGGCGCUCGGGGUCCUGGCGCUGUUUGCCAAAGAAAGGUCGAGCCUUUCGCUGCUGAGGUCGCGGAGAGACCCGAAAGAGGCUAAGGUCCUGGUGAGGCUGGAGUGCGGGGUUCUGAUGGCGAUGUUUUUCCGACUUCGCACGGGUGGGAGCCAUGGAGAGCAGUUUGUCUUCCUCUUCAUGAAUUAUUUUUCCGCCGUCUGCGUCUGGUGA
Molecule: messenger RNA, 503 nt
Organism: Rhodamnia argentea
Lineage: Eukaryota; Viridiplantae; Streptophyta; Magnoliopsida; Myrtales; Myrtaceae
Exons: 1
Coding region: 33-503 (156 amino acids)
Source: RefSeq, a predicted model, not a curated record